Molecule: messenger RNA, 1040 nt
Organism: Microbotryum saponariae
Lineage: Eukaryota; Fungi; Basidiomycota; Microbotryomycetes; Microbotryales; Microbotryaceae
Source: the annotation of a GenBank genome assembly
AUGGUCAGCCUACCCUCAAAGUACGCUUCCCCUCUUCGGCACACCUGACCCCCCCGCUGUCCACACCCUCACAGUCGCACGAUGCCGAAGCCAAGGAAGCGUUCGCCCUGUUCGACAAACGAGGCGCGGGCUCGAUCCCUGCCUCCUCCCUCGGCGACGUCCUCCGCGCCCUGGGGCAGAACCCGACCCAGAAGCAUGUGACCGAACUCGCUGCUCAGGCGGGGAACAAAGAUAGUCAGUCUGCGCGCGUUGCAGCCAGCCCCUUGGCGCGACUGGACAGCCCUUGUCCUCGUGCCCGGCCGCGACUGACUCAACCAACCUCCCUCGCGCGCCUACGCUUACGCUUACGCCGAACGCUCCGUCGGUGUACAUCCCUCAGUCGACUAUCAAACGUUCGUCAGCAUCCUCGACCGACCGGGAGGAUACGAUCCCGCCGGAACAGAAGGUGAAUAGUCGGUCCACACCCGCAUUGAUACCUCCGAGCAAACAACCCGACGACCCGUGCACGUUUCUCCCCCUCCUCCUCCUCGUCUCUCGAGUCGGGCCCGAGGUACCCCCAUGCAUCCGGAACAGCUCCGAGUUCAUUCUGGGUGGACCUCUGUAUCUCGGAAGACUGACCCAUCCGUCGUAACAUCACCCCCCCACCCCCUUCCCCUGCUCAAUCAGACGAAUUCAUCCGUGGUUUCGCCGUCUUCGACAAGGACGGCACAGGGUACAUCGGCCAAGGCGAACUCAAAUACGUGCUCACCUCGUUGGGGGAGAAGUUGUCCGACGACGAGGUCGACGAGCUGUUGAGCGGGGUGCCUGUGACGAGGUCAGUACUCUCGGAAGAGAAGAGAGCAUCCGGCAGGUGGGGUGAGAUAGGGUAAAUGCUCAGUUCUUUUCUCAUGUACGAUGUCACACGUAGCGAGGGAACGAUCAACUAUGUCCAGUUCGUUCGACAAAUUUUGGCUCAGGUAUGUCGCCAGCUUCGAAGCUCCAACUCCUUGGGCCGACAAAAACUUAUAGCUGGACCCCUAACCCUCUCUCGCCGGCAGUAA